ACAAUCAACUGUCAGAAUUUAUUUCAUUCUCUUCUGAAUAGACGUGAGAACUAUUUUUGUGCAUAUCAAAAAAGGCAAAAUAAUAAAGAAACUGUGCAAAUUAAAAUAAUUUUCUAUAUUUUUGUAAAAAAAGAAACAAAACUUCAAAAAUGACAGAUAUAAAAAAUGAAAUGGACAGUGAUUUAGAUCAAAAUUAUUCGCUCAACAGUAAUGCGGAUCCAAAAAAUAUGCAGGAAUUAACAAUCUAUGUGCAAAACCUUUUACAAAAUGUCCAGGAUAAAUUUCAAACCAUGUCUGAUCAGAUCAUUACACGAAUCGACGAUAUGGGGAAUCGAAUAGAUGACUUAGAGAAGAGCAUUGCCGAUCUAAUGAAUCAAGCUGGAGUCGAAGGCCCCGAAAAGUGAGAAAAUAAAAAAAAAUAUGAAGCCAUAGAGGCUGCUCAAUAAAAUGAAAAUAAAAAAAAAACCGAUUUAUAAGACCCCAUCACUUCACACUUUUUCACGCAUAUAUAAUCAUCCAUAUUCCUAUUCUUCAUCAUAUAAAUCCAUAUAACACAAAAAUUGUAGUGCAUUAAGCAUUAAUGUUUACCUUUUAUUUAAUGUUUAUUUUUCACAUUUAUUCUCUAAAGUUGAUCGAAAUAUAAAUCGAACUCAUUACUUCAUUUUCUU
Messenger RNA from Glossina fuscipes, 668 nucleotides. RefSeq names its product heat shock factor-binding protein 1. Gene Ontology annotation, molecular function: transcription corepressor activity. Gene Ontology annotation, cellular component: nucleus; cytosol. Lineage: Eukaryota; Metazoa; Arthropoda; Insecta; Diptera; Glossinidae. Gene Ontology annotation, biological process: cellular heat acclimation. The record is from RefSeq and is a predicted model, not a curated record. Bases 150 to 404 code for a protein of 84 amino acids. The transcript has 2 exons.